GCUCUACGGUAAGAUUGUAAUGUGACGAGUAAUUUAACGUAAUCGAGGAAAUCCGAUUGUUAUAGCAAAGAUAUAUCGAAAUUUAGAGAUGGUGGACACAAAGGCUAAAACACCGGAGAAGAAGGCUGCAGCGGUUGCGGCUGCUCCAGCUGCAGCCGCCCCAGCUGCAGCCGCCCCAGCUGCAGCCGCCCCAGCUGCAGCCAAAAAAGGUGCAAAGAGUAAGGGAAAGCCUGCGAGGGGAAAGCCAAGAAACUAUGACUUAGGAAACGGCGUCUAUAGAUUCAGUCGUACUCGCAUGUACCACAAAAAGGCCAUCUAUAAAUUCCUUGGGAAGAAGACCCCCAAAAAGGUCAAACCCAAGAAGCCAUUGACCAUCGAAAAGCAGAUCGGCGGAGACAAGAAUGGAGAGAAGCGUAUUGUGCUUUUGAAAAAGAGACGCGCGAACUAUCCUACUGCUGAUCGGGUUACUGUGCAUCACGCCAAGAAAUGUUUCCAUGAACAUCGUCGUUACCUGAGACCUACCCUGAUACCGGGAACGGUCUGCAUCCUCUUGGCUGGUCCUCAUAAGGGAAAGAGAGUGAUCUUUUUGAAACAAUUGAAGAGUGGUCUGCUUUUGAUUACUGGACCAUUCCUGAUCAAUGGCUGUCCUUUGCGAAGAGUCAGUCAAAAUUAUGUGAUUGCUACAUCCACAAAAGUGCGAAUCUCUGCUUCGAAAUUGCCUUCGCACAUCAAUGACAACUACUUCAAGAGGAAACGUGACAAGCGUGCCAAGAAGGAGGAGGGUGACAUUUUCAGCAAGAAGAAGGAGGAGUACAAACCGAGCGAUCAGAGAAAGACUGACCAGAAAUUAGUUGACGGAAUGGUGCUGCGCGAAAUUAAGAAGCGUUCAGAUAAAAAGAUGGUGUACACGUAUCUGUCAGCGAUGUUUGGACUACGAAGCAGUCAGUAUCCACACAGAAUGAAAUUUUAAUUCUCUGUGCUUAUAAUUCAAACUUUUCAAAGAAAUAAAUAUAAAACUAUAAA
Molecule: messenger RNA, 1023 nt
Organism: Wasmannia auropunctata (little fire ant)
Lineage: Eukaryota; Metazoa; Arthropoda; Insecta; Hymenoptera; Formicidae
Gene: RpL6
Product: 60S ribosomal protein L6
Exons: 4
Coding region: 89-970 (293 amino acids)
Biological process (GO): cytoplasmic translation; ribosomal large subunit assembly
Cellular component (GO): ribosome; cytosolic large ribosomal subunit
Molecular function (GO): RNA binding; structural constituent of ribosome
Source: RefSeq, a predicted model, not a curated record